UAGCCCCGGCCUGGCUGGCGGCAGCAAGUCCUCGCCGGCGCCCUGUCCAGCAGCUCCGCCGCUACAGGCUGCAGCUCCGCCGCUCGCCUGCCUGCUCUCCCUUCCCCUGCAUCAGCUGCUCCGGUGCCCUUGUUUUCUCCCGUGGACUGCUCGUCAUCACCCGACCGGCUGCUACUACCCAUCUCGUCUUGGCGGCUAAUCUCCUAGUCCUAGCUAUUCCUCCAUGGCAUCCCCAAAUAGCAAGGGGUUUGUGGCUGCUUCUACCGCUGCAAGUUCUCAAACUCUCAAAAGGAAUUCAGAUGACAUGGGGUGGGAGUUUGCAACCUUGAUUGAUCCUCUAGAUUUACAGCGAGUGAAGUGCAAGUUGUGUGGAAAGGAGAUGGGUGGAGGGGUCAAUAGGAUGAAGCAACAUAUUGGGCAAAUAAAGGGACAAGUGACAAGUUGCAAUGUAGCCACACCAGAUCAGCAGAAAAGAUGUAGAGAUGCUUAUGAGGCACCACAAAAGAAGAAGAAGCUGAAGCAAAAACAUGAUGAAGAAGUACGGGCUGAGGUUGUCAUUCAAGUUGACGAUAAUGACAAUAAUGAGGAAGAGCUUGCUGCAAUUGGAGAAGGUGAACCUCGCAAGGCAGGGCCUAUGGAUAAAUAUGUGAUGCCAAUUGAUCCUGCGAUUCCAUUGAAGAAGUUCCAACAGAACAUAAAUGAUGCAAUUGACAAAGAGAGAGCUUACAGAGUAGGCCAAUAUUUGGCUAGAUGGAUGUACAAAAAAAAAUUCCUUUCAAUGCUGUCAAUGAUGAUGACGUCAAGCAGUUUUGUGAAGCCCUUGGUCGGUUUGGUCCUAAUUGGAAGCCACCUUCACAAUAUAUGAUCCGAGAGAAGAUGUUGCUGCAAGAAGUGGAAAGAACUAAGGAUUUGAUGAAGCCACAUGAGCUUGAGAGGGUGGAAACCGGCUGCUCUAUCAUGACCGAUGCUUGGACCGACAAGAAAAGAAGAAGUAUUAUGAAUUUAUGCGUUCAUUGCAGGUUAGGGACUGCCUUUCUUGAAUCAAAGGAGGCGUCGGCUGAUGCACACACAAGUCUAUACAUCUUCAAUUAUGUAGUUGGGUGCAUUGAGAAAAUUGGUGCUGAAAAUGUUGUGCAAGUGGUCACGGACAAUGCUUUAAAUAACAUGGGGGCAAAGGAUAUGCUCAAAGGAAAAUGGCCAAAAAUCUUUUGGACCUCAUGUGCAACUCACACCCUCAACUUGAUUGUAGAAGCAAUUGCGAAGCUAAAGCAAUUUGGUCCUACCAUCACUAAAGCCAAGCAAAUGACAAUUUUUCUUUAUGCACAUCAUAAAACACUGUCCUUGAUGAGGUCUUUCACCAAGAAAAGAGACAUUGUUAGACCGGGGGUGACACGAUUUGCUUCGGCCUUUCUUACCUUGCAAAGUUUGGUUUCUAAAAGGAAGGAACUAAGAGCAAUGGUUUGUAGUGAUGAAUGGGAAGCAUGCAAGCACACAAAAAAGGUGAAAGGAAAGUCGGCUCAUGCCACAAUAAUGAGUAGGGGAUUUUGGAAAAAUGUCUCUCUUUGCAUCAAGGUUUUCGAGCCACUAGUGAAGGUUCUUCGGUUGGCAGAUAGUGAUGAUCCAUCUAUGGCAUCUAUGUAUGGAGAAUUAAUAAGUGCAAAAAAGGAAAUCAAGGCUGUUGUUGAAAAUUCAGAAAAAGACUAUUUGCUGAUCCCUAAUCCAUGGAUAGCAAGAUGAGUGGGAGGCUGGAUUCUCCAUUGCACAUGGUAGCAUACAUCUUGAAUCCAAAAUAUAGUUAUGCAGACCCAAGCAUCUUUACGGAUGUAGAGGUAGUAGCUGCACUUAUGGAAGUCAUGGAUACUUUUUAUUAUGAUGAUGACAUCAAGCAAAAUAAGGUUCUGAACAUUGACUUCACCAAGUUUAAAAAGAAAGAGGGUAUGUUUGGGAAGGUGGUUGCCAUGAAAGCAAUUAGCAAUGACAAUUUUGAUGCCGCUGAUUGGUGGUCAACUUAUGGAUUACAAACUCCUACGUUGCAACACAUGGCCAUAAGGAUACUUAACUUGACCACAAGUUCAUCCUGAUGUGAAAGAAAUUGGAGCACAUUUGAAAUGGUAGAUGCAAAGAGGAGAAAUCAACUAGAUGUGGCCCGUAGGGACAAUCUAGUUUAUAUCCAAUUCAAUGGAAGGAUGAUUGAUAAAAGAAAGAAGUUAUCCUCUUCUAGUGAUGUUCUUCUUGGUGAAGAUGCUUCACGAGCUCAAGAUUGGAUAUGUGAAGAUGCAUAUAUCGAUGAGGAGAUUGAUCCCACUACAGGCAUGCCAUACAACAUCAUUGAUGAAGCAAUGGGGGCAAGCGAUCCUGUGGAGCUCCGUAGAAGUGCAAGAGUUAGAGAACUCCAUGAAGUUGAAGAAUUCGUUGAGGAUGAUGAUAAUGAAUCAGAUCAUGAGAUAGAGGAUGAUGGGAUUGAUUAUGAGUCCGAUGAUGAUGGAGUGAUGGCAACCAAAGACGAUGAUGAUGAGGAGGAACCCCCGCAGCCUUGAGCCAUUUUUCACCAACUUAUAAGAUCUUUAUUAUUGCACAAGACCUUAUUUUGCUUCUAUUUCCGUGGCUGAACCUUGUUACCUUGCUACCUAUAUCUAUUUGUGUGGUUGAACCUUUAGCUGUUUACCUAUAUUUGUGUGGCUGAACUUACGUGAACAUUAUUA
Triticum aestivum (bread wheat) is the source of this 2702-nucleotide messenger RNA. RefSeq lists its product as uncharacterized. Lineage: Eukaryota; Viridiplantae; Streptophyta; Magnoliopsida; Poales; Poaceae. The transcript has 6 exons. The record is from RefSeq and is a predicted model, not a curated record. Bases 751 to 1737 code for a protein of 328 amino acids.